CGGUGAGGUGGCUUGCAAUGCCUUGGCCCAGGCAUGGCGGCGGUGGCGGGGCCUUCGGGGCUGGCGGGCGCCUCGGAAGCGGAGAGGCCGCGGCCCAGGCCGUUCCUCAUCGGUGUCAGUGGAGGAACCGCCAGCGGGAAGUCAACAGUGUGCGAGAAGAUCAUGGAGCUGCUGGGCCAGAACGAGGUAGACCACCGGCAGCGGAAGGUGGUCAUCCUCAGCCAGGACCGCUUCUACAAGGCCCUCUCCACUGAGCAGAAGGCCAAGGCCCUCAAGGGACAGUACAACUUCGACCACCCAGAUGCAUUUGACAACGAGUUGAUGCAGACAACCCUGAAGAACAUUGUGGACGGCCAGACUGUAGAGGUCCCGACUUACGACUUUGUGACCCAUUCCAGGCUUCCAGAGACGACGGUGGUUUACCCUGCGGAUGUGGUCCUCUUUGAGGGCAUCUUGGUCUUCUACAACCAGGAGAUCCGGGACAUGUUCCACCUCCGCCUCUUUGUUGACACGGAUUCGGAUGUCCGGCUCUCCCGCAGGGUUCUCCGGGACAUGAAGCGGGGACGGGACCUGGAGCAGAUCCUGACGCAGUAUACCACCUUCGUCAAGCCGGCCUUUGAGGAGUUCUGCUUGCCGACCAAGAAAUACGCGGAUGUGAUUAUCCCUCGGGGAGUGGACAACAUGGUGGCCAUCAACCUGAUUGUGCAACACAUCCAGGACAUCCUGAACGGGGACCUCUGCAAGUGGCAGCGGGGGGCCCUCAACGGCAGCCGCUCCUCCAAGCGGCCCUUUCCGGAACAGUCUGAGAACGGAGCCCUCCUGGCGCCGGGGAAGCGCUCCCACUUGGAGUCUAGCAGCCGGCCCCACUGACCCCGGUGGGGCCCUCGGAUUAAGGACUCUGGAAUGAGCCCUUUGAGACAGCGGGGGCUUGGCUUUGGGGAAUUCCUGUUUCGGGAAGGUGAAGGAAGUCCCUCCGGAGCGGUCCAUUUUUCCGACAUAGGGGGUUUUGUGGGCUUUGUGUUUGCAUUGUCCUCCUCCCCUUUCCUGUCUGAUUCAGGGGCUGAUGGCCUUCCAAGUACACCUUGGCCAUAGUGAGAAGUGUUGAGUCUUUGUCCCAGAGUCCUUUCUAACCAAAGGAAGGAUUAAACGACCCAAAUCCCAUAAUGCAAGAAUGAUGGUCCUCCAAGUCUAGUGUCUUGGCGGUGGGUCCGCCCUAUUCUUGACCCACAUGUUCUCCCGCAGUGAGGACAUCGGUUUCCAGACGGAAGGCAGUUGGCUUGACGCACCUUCCUCUUGGCGCAUUUUUCCCUUUGGAUUAAUACCUCUUCAAAUUCUGCAUCACUGCUGGUCACAGCUGACCUCCAGCUAGUGCACUCAAGAGCCAGGGCUUCCCAGUUCUGUGUGUCUAUGCCACUUUUGUGAAGGUUGGCUUGAAGCCCAUCUUUAAAUCUCUUUUCCUUAAAUUCCAUUAAAUGGAAGACCUCGGCCAAUUCAUUGGAGCCUUUCCUAUGUAUAGAAAGGAGCCUUGCCCAUAUAGGUUACUGUUAGGUGUCUAUGGGUGUAUUGUCGAAGGCUUUCAUGGCUGGAAUCACUGGGUUGUAGGCUAUAUGGCCAUGUUCUAGAGGCAUUCUCUCCUGACGUUUCGCCUGCAUCUAUGGCAAGCAUCCUCAGAGGUAGUGAGGUCUGUUGGAACUAGGAAAAAGGGUUUAUAUAUCUGUGGAAUGACCAGGGUGGGACAAAGGACUCUUGUCUGCUGGAGCUAGGUGUGAAUGUUUCAACUGACCACCUUGAUUAGCAUUUGAUGGCCUGGCAGUGCCUGGGGCAAUCUUUUGUUGAGAGGUGAUUAGAUGUCCUUCUUUGUUUUGCUGUUGUAAUUUUAGAGUUUUUUAAUACUGUCUAUGGGUGUCUAGAGACACACACCUCCAUAAACAUAGAUGAAUGUAUGGGAAAGAACCAAAGGGCUUGUGUUUGCCUUGUCCUUCUGCAGUUUUCCUGUCUGAGUGCAGGGGACAAAGGACGUCAAAGGCCAAAGCUUUGUCCGAAAGGAAGGAUCUCCCCUUUGCUAAGCUGCUCAACCCCCUUUGAAUUGAAGUCUUUUGCCCAUCGGUUGGAGCGGUUAGCCAUUCCCAUGUAUGGGAAGGAGCCAUGGGGCUUGGCAUUGGCAUUGUCUGAUUCAGGGGAUGAUGGGAUUGGAAGGCGCCCCAUUCGCCUUGGGCUUUGUCCCAGGGUCCUUGCUUCCAAAAGGAAGGGUUUCCCCUUGGAUUAAACUGUGGCAAUCAGUGGGACUGUGGAGUCGAAAUCAAACAGGUAUUGCAUUGGGCUGUUGUAGGUUUUUUGGGCUAUACAGCCAUGUUCUAGAAGCAUUCUCUCCUGACGUUUCACCUGCAUCUAUGUCAGGCAUCCUCAGAGGCUGUGAGGUCUGUUGGAACUAGGAAAAUUGGGUUUAUAUAUCUGUGGAAUAAUGUCCAGGGUGGGAGAAAGAACUCUUGUCUGUUGGAGCUAGGUGGGAAUGUUUAAUAGCCUGGCAGUUUCAAGGUGUGGCUUGUUACUGCCCAGAUGAAUCUUUUGUUGAGAGGUGAUUAGCUGUCCCUGAWUGUUUCUUGUCUGGAAUUCCCCUGUGUUUGAGUUUUCUUCUUUAUUUACUGUUAUAUAUUGGUUACUAUUAGGUCUCUAUAAAUAAAAAACAAAACUCAAACACAGGGAAACUCCAAAGAGGAAACAACCAGGCCCGAAAACCCAACAACAACCCAGGGAUUCCAGCCAUGGAAGCCAGAAACCACAACAAAACAAAUAAAUGGUAUACAAAA
Messenger RNA from Anolis sagrei ordinatus, 2807 nucleotides. RefSeq names its product uridine-cytidine kinase 1 (gene UCK1). Gene Ontology annotation, molecular function: ribosylnicotinamide kinase activity; ATP binding. The record is from RefSeq and is a predicted model, not a curated record. Gene Ontology annotation, cellular component: cytoplasm. NCBI's taxonomy places the organism in Eukaryota, Metazoa, Chordata, Lepidosauria, Squamata, Anolidae.